CGGGUGGGCGGGGCAAGGGGCCAUAAGGCGACUGCAGUAGCUGGACCGCGCCGGCCGAGCAGGUGCCACCCCCGCUCCCGUUCCUCGGGAUCCCGCCGCCCGGACCGCGCCCGCAAGAGCCUCGCGCACUCCGGGCCGGCGAUGAGCGCGCGGAGCCGCUAUGAGCUCAGACAGCAGCCCUCUCAUGGGCAGCCCGCCCGCCAGCUAUGGGACCCUGAUGACAGGGACGUCAAUCGGUCCCCACAGCUCCUCAGCUUCAUCCGUGAGGCUCAGUGGCUACUGUGGCAGUCCCUGGAGGGCCAUCGGCUAUCACGCCGUGGUCUGGGUGCUGGCUGGGAUCCCCUUGCUGCUGUUCCGCUGGAAGCCCUUGUGGGGGGUGCGGCUGCGGUUGCGGCCCUGCAGCCUGGCCCGCGCCGAAACUCUCGUCAUCGAAACAAGAGACAAAGAGGAUAGCUCGUGGCAGCUCUUCACCGUCCAGGUGCAGACUGAGGCCAUCGGUGAGGGCAGCCUGGAGCUGCCCCUGCAGGCAGAGGAUGGCCGCAGCCAGGUGGCCGUGGGGGCAGUGCCCCGGUCCGUGUGGAAGGAUACAGCCCAGCUCCGCAGGAGGGAAGAGGCAAAGCGGGUGGCGCGGUAUUACCUGUUCCAGGGCAGGCGCUACAUCUGGAUCGAGACCCAGCAAGCCUUCCUUCAAGUCAGCCUGCUGGACCAUGGCCACACCUGUGACGACAUCCACGCCUCCCGCUCCGGCCUCAGCCUCCCAGACCAAACUGUGAGGAAGACGAUUUUCGGGCCCAACGUGAUCAGCAUACCGGUCAAGUCCUACCCGCAGCUCUUGGUGGAUGAGGCACUGAACCCCUACUACGGCUUCCAGGCCUUCAGCAUCGGGCUGUGGCUGGCCGAUCACUACUACUGGUACGCCCUGUGCAUCUUCCUCAUCUCCGCCGUCUCCAUCUGCCUGGCCAUGUACAAGACCAGAAAGCAAAGCAAGACCCUGCGGGACAUGGUCAAGCUGUCCAUGCGAGUGUGUGUGCGCCGGCCUGGGCGAGGGGAGGAAUGGGUCGACUCCAGUGAGCUGGUGCCCGGAGACUGCCUGGUGCUGCCCCCGGAGGGUGGGCCAAUGCCCUGUGACGCUGCCCUGGUGGCUGGCGAGUGCAUGGUCAAUGAGAGCUGUCUCACAGGGGAGAGCGUCCCGGUGCUGAAGACAGCCCUCCCGGAGGGGCCCAGCCCGUACUGCCCAGAGACUCAUCGGCGGCACACGCUCUUCUGCGGGACCCUCGUCCUGCAGGCCAAGGCCUACGGUGGACCCCACGUCUUGGCAGUGGUGACCCAGACAGGGUUCUGUACGGCUAAAGGGGGCCUGGUCAGCUCCAUCCUGCAUCCCCGGCCCAUCAACUUCAAGUUCUAUAAGCACAGCAUGAAGUUCGUGGCUGCCCUCUCUGUCCUGGCUCUGCUUGGCACGGUCUAUAGCAUCUUCGUUCUCCACCGCAACCGGGUGCCGGUGAAUGAGAUCAUAAUCCGGGCCCUGGACCUGGUGACGGUGGUGGUGCCACCCGCCCUGCCGGCCGCCAUGACAGUGUGCACGCUCUACGCCCAGGGCCGCCUGCGCGCGCAGGGCAUCUUCUGCAUCCACCCGCUGCGCAUCAACCUGGGUGGCAAGCUGCGGCUGGUGUGCUUCGACAAGGGCCCCCAAGGUAACCACCCAGAGGAACCUGUCUUUGUCCCUCCACAGACUGGCACCCUCACUGAGGACGGCUUGGAUGUGAUGGGGGUUGUGCCCGUUAAGGGGCAGGUGUUCCUCCCGCUGGUGCCAGAGCCCCGCUGUCUGCCCAUGGGGCCCCUGCUCCGAGCCCUGGCCACCUGUCACGCUCUCAGCCGGCUCCAGGACACCGCAGUGGGUGACCCCAUGGACCUCAAGAUGGUGGAGUCUACUGGCUGGGUCCUGGAAGAGGAGUCAGCCACCGACGCAGCACUUGGAACCCAGGUCUUGGCAGUGAUGAGACCCCCACCGUGGGAGUCCCAGACAGGAGCGGUGGAACCCCAGGUGCCACUCAGCGUCCUGGGCCGCUUCCCCUUCUCCUCCACCCUACAGCGCAUGAGUGUAGUGGUGGCAUGGCCGGGGGCCGCCCAGCCUGAGACCUAUGUCAAGGGCUCCCCGGAGCUGGUGGCCAGCCUGUGCAGCCCUGACACAGUGCCCAGCGACUUUGCACAGACCCUGCAGAGCUACACAGCUGCUGGCUACCGAGUGGUGGCCCUGGCCUGCAAGCCGCUGUCCAUCGCCCCCAACCUGGAGGCCACACAGCAGCUGUCAAGGGACACCGUGGAGCAGGACUUGAGGUUUCUGGGGCUGCUGGUCCUGCGGAACCUGCUGAAGCCACAGACAGCACCGGUGAUCCAGGCUCUGCGGAGGACGAGCAUCCGCACCGUCAUGGUGACAGGGGACAACUUGCAGACAGCAGUCACUGUGGCCCGGGGCUGCGGCAUGGUGGGCCCCCAGGAGCGUCUGGUCAUCGUCCAUGCCACCCACCCUGAGCAGGGGCGCCCUGCCUCGCUUGAGUUCCUGCCCACAGAAUACCCUGCCACUGUGAACGGGACAAAGGAUCCUGCCCAGUCAGAGAGCUACACGGUGGAGCCAGACCGCCGAUCCAGCCACCUGGCCCUCAGCGGCUACACCUUUGGUGUCCUUAUGAAGCACUUCCCCAAGCUGCUGCCCAAGGUCCUGGUGCAGGCCACUGUCUUCGCCCGCAUGGCUCCUGAGCAGAAGACAGAGCUUGUGUGCGAGCUGCAGAGGCUUCAGUACUGCGUGGCCAUGUGUGGGGAUGGUGCCAAUGACUGCGGAGCCCUGAAGGCCGCCGACGUGGGCAUCUCGCUGUCCCAGGCUGAGGCCUCAGUGGUUUCGCCCUUCACCUCAAGCAUGGCCAGUAUCGAGUGUGUGCCCAUGGUCAUCAGGGAAGGCCGCUGCUCACUCGACACGUCAUUCAGCGUGUUCAAGUACAUGGCCCUCUACAGCCUGACCCAGUUCAUCUCAGUGCUGAUCCUCUACACGAUCAACACCAACUUGGGUGACCUGCAGUUUCUGGCCAUCGACCUGGUCAUCACCACCACAGUGGCUGUGCUCAUGAGCCGCACGGGGCCAGCGCUGGCACUGGGGCGUGCGCGGCCACCCGGGGCCCUGCUCAGUGUGCCUGUGCUAAGCAGCCUGCUGCUGCAGGUGGCCCUGGUGGCUGGUGUGCAGCUGGGGGGCUACUUCCUGGCUGUGGCCCAGCCUUGGUUCGUGCCUCUGAAUAAGACCAUACCGGCGCCCGACAAUUUACCCAACUAUGAGAACACAGUGAUCUUCUCCCUGUCCGGCUUCCAGUACCUCAUCCUGGCCGCAGCUGUGUCCAAGGGGGCACCGUUCCGCCGGCCACUCUACACCAACGUGCCCUUCCUGGUGGCCCUCGUGCUCUUGGGCUCUGUCCUGGUGGGCCUCAUCCUGGUCCCCGGCCUCCUGCAGGGGCCGCUAGGGCUGAGAAACAUCACAGACACCUGCUUCAAGCUGCUGCUGCUGGGCCUGGUCACCUGCAACUUUGUGGGGGCCUUCAUGCUGGAGAGCAUGCUGGAUCAGUGUCUGCCAGCCUGCCUGCGGCAGCUCCGGCCCAAACGGGCCUCCAAGAAGCGCUUCAAGCAGCUGGAGCAGGAGCUGGCUGAGCAGCCCUGGCCGCCGCUGCCUGCUGCUGGCGCCGUGAGGUAGCACAGGCUUUGGGCACCCUGGACACUGGACCUCCCUGCCUCUGAGCCACCAACAGGACCGUCUCUUAAGGGCCCACCGCUGUCGCCUCCUACAUCCCUGAGGUUGGCUAUUGUCACGCUCUGCCCCGAGACCGCCUGGCCCAGCCUCCUGCACCCCACUCCGGAGAAGUGCUGACUACUGUCCCCCCAUUUAGGUCACACCAUGUAGAAAAGGCAGCCACCAACUCAGAGCUGCUGUCAACGUAGCCAAUAAAGUCAAGAUAUUUUCCUUG
This is a messenger RNA of Cavia porcellus (domestic guinea pig), 4001 nucleotides long. RefSeq names its product ATPase cation transporting 13A2 (gene Atp13a2). Gene Ontology annotation, cellular component: membrane. Bases 161 to 3730 code for a protein of 1189 amino acids. NCBI's taxonomy places the organism in Eukaryota, Metazoa, Chordata, Mammalia, Rodentia, Caviidae. The record is from RefSeq and is a predicted model, not a curated record. Gene Ontology annotation, biological process: autophagosome-lysosome fusion; regulation of mitochondrion organization; intracellular calcium ion homeostasis. Gene Ontology annotation, molecular function: P-type ion transporter activity; ATPase-coupled monoatomic cation transmembrane transporter activity; ATP binding. The transcript has 29 exons.